AUGAUAAGUGUGAAAUCUAUGAAUCCUCUCUUGAGCAUACUGAAUGAUAACAGGCUCACUAGGUCUAACUUUUCGGACUGGCUCCGUAACUUGAACGUUGUCCUGAACAUGGAGGCUUUAGGAUACAUCCUAGAGACUCAGGCAGUUGAUCCUCCUGGUGAGGAUACCUCAAAUGAUCAGCUGAGCACAUAUGAGCUGUGGUCGGCUGAUGAUAUGAAUGUUCGCUGCUACGUGCUUGCUUCUAUGAGUAAUGAGUUGCAAAAGCAACACGAGAACAUGAAGAGCGCUCAAGAGAUCUUGAAGAAUCUUAAGGAGCUUUAUUGA
Molecule: messenger RNA, 324 nt
Organism: Punica granatum (pomegranate)
Lineage: Eukaryota; Viridiplantae; Streptophyta; Magnoliopsida; Myrtales; Lythraceae
Source: RefSeq, a predicted model, not a curated record